Molecule: messenger RNA, 2175 nt
Organism: Zygotorulaspora mrakii
Lineage: Eukaryota; Fungi; Ascomycota; Saccharomycetes; Saccharomycetales; Saccharomycetaceae
Gene: FRE8
Product: putative ferric-chelate reductase
Exons: 1
Coding region: 1-2175 (724 amino acids)
Cellular component (GO): plasma membrane
Source: RefSeq, a predicted model, not a curated record
AUGAUGGCUGUGGACGGUUACAAGGCUUUUCUGGAGAGGCUGUGGGAUUGGAUUUGCUCACACAUGCCAGGUUUCGAUCAUCCAAUAGUGGUUCCUUUGGGGAAAGAAUAUAUUGUGAAGUACUCCAGAAGGUGUUUCCUUUUCACCACAGUUUUCAUAUGUAUCUUAUUGCCGCUCUGGAAUUCAAUAAGCCCAACAAAACGAGUGUUCAAAGUAACACAUUAUUUGAAGCAUAACGUAUUCAGAUCACAAAAAUGGAUUCAUCGGUCCCCUUUGUAUCAUAACCAGUCGUUUCAUCAGUUUUUAUUUUGGACUGUAGUUGUAUCAUUUUUCACAUUCUGCAAUUCGUAUGGGGAUCUUCUACAAGUUACCAAGAGAAUGGGCAGGAUUUCCGUCGCAUUGAUGCCACCUUUAUUAUUUUUGACAUCGAGGCCUUCGCCUUUGCCAGAGACAUUAUACUUGACUUUGAUACCGCUUCAUAAAUGGAUCUCCAGGGUUGUUGUGUUGGAGUCUUUGCUGCAUACCAUUAUCUACAUACGAUACAUGGCCAGAAAAAAUACGUUAUUCAAGCUGAAAAAAAUGGCCAACAUUUAUGGUAUCAUUGCUAUGGCGCUUUUCUUACUGAUUGGCAUCACAUCUUUGAAAAAAAUCAGAAGAAAACAGUUCAGAGUCUUCUAUAUCGUUCAUUACAUCAGUACUUGGUUAACGGUAAUUUUGUUACAUUUUCAUGCUCGUCCCGGUAUCCCGUAUUAUACUUUGUUGAAUUGUACAUUAUUGAUAUCACAAGUUGUGUAUCGAGUAUUACACACCAGAAGCACAAUCAUCACGGCAAUAAGUAUUUCACCGUCUUUGACAUUAAUUGAAUUUCCUGCCACUGAUCUGGCUAAAAAACCCAUAUUACCAGGUGGCCAUGUUAGGAUAAGCAAAUAUCAUAAAAAUUGGAUCAAAAGAUGGUUUUUGUCUUUUGUCCCUAUUCAACAUCCUUUCACGUUGGCGAGUUUACCAACAGAUCUUACUGUUAGAUUGGUCGUUAGAAAUGGCCGUUUUCCGCUGAUUUCAAAUGAAAAGUAUUACGUCACGGGUGUUUUUAAACCAAGAUUGACUUUUAUGAGUAAAACAGAAUUGCAAGACCUGGUGAGACCAUCAAGAAAAUCGCCAUUAUCAAUAUUUGGCUUGGGAAAAAAUAAAAGUUCAAGUAACCCACAUCGCAAUUCAUUGUCUUUAUCACCUUUGUCUUUCGAUGUUAAUGUCCGUAGAGUUUUAAUGUGUGUGGGCGGCUCUGCGAUCUCAUUUGCACUACCUUUAAUGAGAAUUCUGAAAUUCAAUGGUGUUAAUGUUAGGCUUAUUUGGGUCUCUAGAGAUAUCACAGAUUUGAAACUUUUAAAUCAUUUCAAGUUCAAUUUUGAUGGAAUGGAAAUUUAUAUUAGUAAUCUUUCUGGCAACGAAGAAGAAAUUGAAAUUGACUAUAUCGAAAACUAUGAUGAUAAUGAAUAUUUUGAUGAAAAUGUCGUACCCUCUUCUUCAUUCCGCUCGCAAGCAAAUGAUACUUCCACACUGUUAUCCAAGUAUUCAUAUGGUAAUAAUAAUCAUCUCGAUUCCCUAAAUUCUAAUAAUUAUGGUUCCAUCAGAAGACAAGGUUCUCUGGGGUGUAUCCGAAGUGUCGGUCAAGUAGAUCCUAAAGAUGAGGUCGAUUUUACCCAUGAAUUCUCAGUUCGCAAACAUAGAUCCACAAGAUCGCAAGAAAAUCUCAAUACAUAUAGUACUCAUACAUCUGCGUUUUUAUCUGAUGGUAACAUUUUCAGGAAACCAUCCAUCAUUGAAACGCCCAUCAGUGAUGAUCAAAAGAUAGCUCUCACGAAAAAGAAAUCGAACACCGGCAAGCCCGGAGAUGUUGAAGUAUCUGAUCUCAAACUAAAGAUACCUUCAGGCAUUCAAGUGUGCUUUGGAAGACCCACGCUGGGUGAUUCAGAUUACGCCUGGUGCCUAGAAAGAGAAUGUGAUAUGACCUCUGAAAUUGAUUUAAGCUGUCGGCUAACCAAUCAAGCUAAUACUGAAGUCGAUGAUUUGGCCCAAGUUGUUGUUAUCGCAGCCGGCCCGCCGGGUUUGAUUGAGACCACAAGACGGUUCGCCACAGAUGGCGGUCUUCAUUUUCAUCAAGAAGCCUACUCUCUUUGA